CAGGUGCGUGUGUUUAGUUGUGUUUUAUUACUUAUGUGUUUCUGUCAGAUGUCUGGUGUGUCACUCUGACAGGAUGUGCAGUGCGUUUGAUUGACACGCACCGGUUCGAGAGGAACCCACCACAGGUUCUCUCGGUUUACUCCCAGCAUGCAUUGCAUUCAGCAGCAUCACUCUUCUCGGACAUCAUUUGAAGUUGUAUGUUGUUGUAUGUUGUUUUCCUCCAUAUAUCUCCCUAUCCUCUCAUUCUCCACCUCUAUGGAGCGAACGUUAUGAACAUGAGUAAGUGGUUGCCUUGGAGAAAGCGCAGCUUUUUUAGAAAACACAGGAAGAAGUUUUCCUUUCCUGAGUUAGACGAACAUGAUGCCGUACAGAAAAAAACCUUCACGAAGUGGAUCAACGCGCAGUUCUCCAAGACGGGGAAGACGCCCAUCAAAGACAUGUUCUCUGAGCUGAGAGACGGCAGAAAACUCCUCGAUCUCCUGGAGGGGCUGACUGGAAACACACUGACCAAAGAGCGAGGUUCUACUAGAGUUCACUCCCUCAACAACGUCAACCGCGUGCUGCAGGUCCUUCAUCAGAGCAGCGUGGACCUGGUGAAUAUCGGAGGGACUGAUAUUGUCGAUGGGAAUCAUAAGCUCACUCUCGGACUCAUCUGGAGUAUCAUACUGCACUGGCAGGUUAAGGACGUCAUGAAGGAUGUGAUGUCCAGUCUUCAGCAGACCAACAGUGAGAAGAUUUUGCUGAGCUGGGUGAGAAACUGCACCCGCAACUAUAGCAGCGUCAACGUGCUCAACUUCACCACCAGCUGGGCAGACGGCCUGGCCUUUAACGCCAUCCUACACCACUUCAGGCCUCAUGGGUUCAGCUGGGAGGAAGUAGUUCAUCUAACCCCUGUGGAGAGGCUGGACCACGCUUUCACAUUUGCCAAAGAUCAGCUCAACAUUGAGAGACUACUGGAUGCGGAAGAUGUGGCGGUGCAGUUGCCGGAUAAGAAGUCCAUCAUCAUGUAUGUGACCUCACUCUUUGCCGUGCUUCCCAAUGACAUCACGAUGGAUGACAUCAAAGAGGUGGAGACGCUGCCCAGACGCUAUAAGGUGGAUCCGGAUGAGGCACGUGCUGGGUUGGCUGCAGAGACGGAGGAGGUGAGCAACACACGGCCAGAGACACCCAGCACACUGACGGAGGUCAGUCUGGACACGUAUCAGAUCACUCUGGAGGAGGUUCUCACCUGGCUGCUGUCGGCCGAAGACAUGCUGCACAUGCAGGACGACGUGUCCGACGACGUGGAGGAGGUCAAAGACCAGUUCCACACACAUGAGGCCUUUAUGAUGGAAUUGACAGCCCACCAGAGCAGCGUGGGUAACGUCUUACAGGCGGGAAACCAGCUGAUCGCUCAAGGCAACCUGAGUGAGGAAGAGGAGGAUGAGAUCCGAGAACAAAUGACACUGCUCAACUCCCGCUGGGAAAACCUGCGGGUCGCCAGCAUGGACCGUCAGUCCAGACUUCAUGAAGUUCUGAUGGACCUUCAGCAACAGCAGCUCCAGCAGCUCUCCGAUUGGCUGACGCAGACGGAGGGGCGGAUCCGUAAGAUGGAGAAAGAGCCAAUAGCAGGAGACUUGGAGGGAUAUCUGGCCCAGAUAGAGCAGCACAAAGUUUUGCAGAAUGAUCUGGAGCUAGAACAGGUAAAGGUGAACUCUCUCACGCACAUGGUUGUGGUCGUGGAUGAGAACAGUGGGGAGAGUGCCACUGCUGACCUGGAGGAACAACUGCAGUCACUGGGGGAGCGCUGGGCGGCAGUGUGUCGCUGGACGGAGGAACACUGGAACAAACUCGAGGAAAUUCAGCUUGUGUGGCAGCGGCUGCUUGAUGACCAGAGUUUGUUUGGAUCGUGGCUAGCAGAAAAGGAGAAGGCCUUGAGUGAAGUUCAGACCAGUGAUUUUAAAGACCCUAGUGAAAUAAAUGCCAGCGUGCGCAGAUUAGCCAAUCUCAAGGAGGAUAUGGCCCAGAAGCGGAGGGCCCUGAGUGCUCUGUCAGAUGCUGGACAGGAUGUGAUGGUGCUGUUAAACAGUCCAGCCGCAGCUCAGAGGAUCGAAACAGACACAGACUUACUGACCCAACGCUGGGACAACCUGGUCCAAAAACUAGAGGACUGCUCCAGCCAAGUAACCGAAGCGGUGUCUGGGAUACCCCAGGUACCGGAGAAGGUUGUCAUGGAGACAGUCACAACAGUAACAACACGGAUGGAGCAAACCUUCACCAGCAGCGAUCGAGAGCUACCGCCACCUGCCCCACCUAAAAGACGACAUCUGGAUACAGACGGCGAGCUCAGGAUACUAGCUGAAACUGAUGUUCCCAAGCUUUUGUCACGGCUGGCUGCAUGGAAGUCAUCUGCCCGAGCUGCUGGAGACACGCUUGGUCUGAAGGAAAAACUACAGUCCCUGCGGGUGGAGCUUGCUGAAAACGAGGGGGCAGUGAAAGAGGUGGUGCAGAAAGGAGAGAAGAUGAUUGAGAAAGAAGGUAUGUCUUCAGACGAGGCCCGUUCUGCUCUGGACUCUGUGUGUAAAGAAUGGGAGAGCUGCCAGAACCUGAUCCAGGAUCUCAGGAACCGAGCUCAAGUUCUAGAGCAGGUGGCGGCGGUUCAGUCAAGACUGAAGGCUCUAGAUGGAGUCCUGCAGGAACAGGAGAAGUGGCUGAUCUCCACAGAAGGCUUUAGAGCAAAAAACAACCAGCAGGAACUCCAGACACUCAAAGACGAUUGUGAGGCUCGGAUAGCAGAUCUGGAAAAGCUUCAGCCGCAGGUGGAAGAUCUCUGUUCUCAGACGGAGCGUCUGGCCGCAGAACCUGGAGCCCCUGAUACCAUGAGGCCCAGUGUGGCGGCGCUGGCAUCACGCCACAGCACAACUAUUGAAGAGCUCAAGACGCGGCAGCAGGACAUCACUACAGUUUUGUCCAGGCUGGCGGGGUCCAGAGCGCUGCAGCAGAUGGAGUCCAGACUGAACACAGUCAGCGCUGAUAUCAGAGACAUCCCCACAGCUGAGCAGGGAGUCAUCAGAGCUCAGGCUCUUUGUGCUGAGAUGGAGCAGGAGGCGUCGGAGGCAGCAGAGCAGCAGGGCUGGACUGAGCUCUCCACAGCCGCCCAGGAUCAGCUCAGCAUGCUGCAGUGCGUUCUGGGUAGCAUGAAGGACACAAAGGUGAAGAGUGAGGAGGUGGAGCGCUGGCUGGAUGCUGCUGACGAGCUGCUGUCUCGAGACGCCAGCGGCUUCAGCCACGCUGACAAACUACAGGAAGAAGUCAACCAGUGCAAGGAGCUGGUGAGUGAGAUGCAGAGCGUGGACUCGACUCUGAAGCAGAUGAGGGAGAACGUGACGGCUGUGCAGCAGAGCUCAGUACUGGGUCUGAUCAGCUGGGGGCAGACGGAGCUGGACGACAGUCAGAGACGCUGGGACACGCUCAGUAAAGAGUUGUUGAGGCGUGAGGAGCGUGUGAGUGAAGGUCAGGAGAAAGUGAUGAAUCUGAAGAAAGACGUGGCGGAGAUGCGCGAGUGGAUGAUUCAAGUGGACGAGGAGUUUCUCAUGAGAGACUUUGAGUACAAGAGCCCAGGGGAGCUGGAGGAGGCGCUGCAGGAGAUGAAGAGGGCUAAAGAUGAUGUGUUGCAGAAGGAAGUGCGUGUGAAGAUUUUGAAGGACAGCAUUAAUGUGCGGAUUGGAAAGACGCCCCCUGGUGGUCCUGACCUGAGCCCUGAGCUCACUGAAGUUCUGCACAACUACCAGAAGCUCUGCGAUCGCUUCAAGAGCAAGUGCCACACGCUUGAGGAGGUGUGGUCCUGCUGGAUCGAGCUUCUGCAGUAUUUGGACGUGGAGUCUGGCUGGUUGAAGACACUGGAGGAGAAAGUUCAAGCCACUGAGAACGUCCCAGAAAACACAGAGUCUAUCAGCGAGGCUCUGGAGUCUCUGGAGCCGGUUGUGCGUCAUCCGGGUGAUAACAGGACUCAGAUCCGAGAGCUGGCCCAGACUCUCAUAGACGGAGGCAUUCUGGAUGAACUCAUCAGCGAGAGACUGGAGAGCUUCAACUCGCGCUACAAAGAACUGACUCAGCUGGCUGCUGCACGUCAGAUGUCUCUGGAGCAGAAGUUGGGGACUCUGAGAGAGAACGAGAUGGCGUUACACACACUACAGACGUCCCUCACGCAGCUGGACCAGACGCUCACCUCGUACCUCACCGACCGCAUCGACGCCUUCCAGCUGCCUCAGGAAGCUCAGGCCAUUCAGGCCGAGAUCGCGGCCCAUGAGGCCACACUGGAGGAUCUGAGGAGGAGGAAUGUAGGUAACGUGCCUCCAACUGUCCCAGAGGGCAAACCAGUGCGAGGAGGAACCCUACUGGACCAGUUACAGCGGAAACUCCGUGAGAUUAGUACAAAAUUCCAGCUGUUCCAGAAACCAGCCAACUUUGAGCAGCGAAUGCUGGACUGCAAGAGGAUUCUGGAAAACGCUAAAGCUGAACUUCACGUCCUGGACCUGAAAGACACACAACCAGAGGAGAUCCAGACCCACCUGAACGGAUGCAUGAAACUGUAUAAGAUCUUGAGCGAGGUGAAACUGGAGGUGGAGACGGUGAUUAAAACAGGAAGACAGAUCGUACAAAAACAGCAGACAGAAAAUCCUAAAGGAAUGGAUGAACAACUCACCGCCCUCAAAUUACUCUACAAUGAGCUGGGAGCUCAGGUGACUGAGGGGAAACAGGAUUUGGAGAAGGCUUUGUCUCUGUCUCAGCGGCUGCAGAAGGACAGCGCCGCCCUGCAGGCCUGGAUGAGCCACACUGAGACUCCACUUAAAGAGAAGCUCAGCACAGGAGACAUGCCUGCUGAUAUCGAGACGGAGAUCACAUGGGCCAACGGCUUGUUGAAGGAGUCUGAGCUCAAGAAGAGCGAUCUGUCUGUGGUGAUGGAGAACAGCGCCGCCCUGCAGGCCUUAGUGGAGGGCAGCGAGGCUCAGCUGGAGGAUCAGCUGUUUGAGCUCAAUGAGGACUGGGAGCGCAUGCACACGCUGAUAGAGGACUGGCUCAGUGCUGUUCUGAAUCACAGGCGUGAAGUGGAGAUGUUUGAUGAGAAUUUGGCUCAUAUCAGCACAUGGCUCUAUCAGACGGAGAUACGACUGGAUGAGAUGGAGAAGAUGCCUGCAGCUGAAAAAGAGAAAAUGAUGAUGGCUGUGCUGUGUGAGUUGGAGGGAAUGAGUGUGCGUGUGGACCGCGCUCGUGAUCAGGCAGUAAUCUUGAUGACCAGCAGGGGGCCUGUGUGCAGAGAGCUGGUGGAGCCCAAACUGGCCGAUCUCAACCGCAGCUUCCACAAGGUGGCGCAGCACAUCAGCUCUGCUCAGGUGUCUGCUGGUCUGGAGGGCAGACAGGAGGCAGUGCGGCCGCAGCAGGAGGUGGCAGACGGGAGGUCUGCUCCUCUCCUCUCCUCCUCACAGCUUCAGCUGUUCGAAUCAGACCUACACGCUACUAUCGGAGCACUGGAGCAACAGGAGAAAACACACACACCUGAUGAUGAGAGGUUGGAUGAGGAGAAAGCUCAUGUUGAGGAGGUGCUGAGGAGAGGAGAGGAGGUGCUGCGGUCUGUUCCUGACGAGGACAGAAGAGAGGACAUCCGCAGGAGACUGCUGCUGCUCCAGACAGGCUACAAGGAGCUUCAUACCAUCAGAACUCAGCCAGUUGUGCUCGAAUCAUCUUCUCCUCCUCGGCAGAGAUCAGAGUCAUCCCUCUCUCCCCAGGAUGAGAGGAGCGCAUCUGUCUCCCCGUCUGACUAUCUGCUGGACAUUAAUAAGGUUCUGCUGGCCAUGGCCGACAACGAGCUGCUCCUGAACUCCUCAGAGCUCAGCGGAGGUCUGUUUGAGGAUUUCUCCAGCCAGGAGGACACGCUCCGGAAUAUAAAGGAGAGUUUGGGGCGGUUGGGUGAACAGGUUGAAGUGAUUAAUGAGCGCCAGCCUGAUGUGAUUCUGGAAGCUUCCAGACAGGAGAUGGCACAGAUAUCUGAUGCCCUGACACAGCUGAACUCCGAGUGGGACAGAGUCAACCGCAUGUACAGCCAGAGGAAAGGUUGCGAGGAAGGUAGAUUUGCUAAUGUUAUCUUGCCCAUUCGUAACAUGCUAAUGGAGGAGUCCAGGGAAGGACGUGUUCUGGAAAUGUCCAUGCGAGAGCAGAAGCGGGAGCUGGAGGAUCUGUUGUCUUACUCUAUUGAGCUCCAGAGGAAACAGCUGCUUUUACCACAGGAAAAGAGUAAAAUCGAACAGCUGGCUGCAGAUUGGAAAGCUCUGGAUGCCAGACUGAAGGAGACGCCACAACAGCCUCUGUCCCCAUGGACACAACAAGUGGCUCAGCAGCAGUUCACAGGGAGCGUGCCGUCUGCGGUGCACAUGGUCAGUCUGAUGAGCGAGGAGCGGCGUCCCAGUCCAGAGCUGGUGGGCCCCAGCGACCUGCACCAGACGGCCACAGAGCUGGCGGACUGGCUGCUCCUCAUCCACCAGAUGCUCAAAUCCAACAUCGUCACAGUGGGAGACAAAGAGGAGAUCCACACCACCAUCGGCCGCCUGCAGGUGACUAAAGGUGAUCUAGAGCAGAGACAUCCACAGCUGGAAGACAUCAUCACUCUGGCUCAAAACAUCAAGAACAAAACCUCCAACCUUGACGUGCGCACCUCCAUCUCAGAGAAACUGGAGAAGGUCCGCAGCCAAUGGGACGGCACACAGCACGGCGUGGAGGCGCGGCUUCUGCAGCUGGAAUGCAUGAUCGGCCACAGCGACCAAUGGGAAGAGCAGAGGCACCAGGUGAAGGCUCUGAUUGGACAACACGAGAUGCAUCUGCAUAACCUGCUGCAGCUGAGCCGAGGGCCGCUCACUAAACAGAUCAGUGACAACAAGGCGUUCCUGCAGGAGCUCAGUCGAGGACAGGAGAGCGUGACGUCCUUUAAUGAACUGUCCAAUCAGCUUCUGCAAGAAUAUGCCGCUGACGACACGCGCAAGGUCAAAGAGGUCAUGGACAAACUCAACACGGUGUGGAACAGCGUCAAUAACAGGGCGUCGGAUCGUCAGGCUGUGUUGGAUUCAGAGCUGAAGUCUCUCCAGGCGUGUCUCCGUGAGCUCGAAUCCUUCCUGAAGUGGCUCCAUGAGGCGGAGACUACAGUCAACGUGUUAUCUGACGCCGCCCAGAGGGAGGAGCUCUCACAGGACUCCGCCCACAUCAAAGAGCUCAAAGGGCAGCUUGGGGACAUCCAGGCGGAGAUCGAGGCUCAUAAUGAUGUCUUCAGGAGUGUGGACGGGAAUAAGAUGAAGAUGGUGAAGGCUCUGGGGAGCUCAGAGGAAGCAGUUUUCCUCCAACAGAGACUGGAUGACAUGAACCAGCGCUGGAACGACCUGAAGGCCAAAUCAGCCAAUAUACGGGCUCAUCUGGAGGCCAGUGCUGAGCGCUGGAACCGUCUUCUGUCAGUCCUGGAGGAACUGAGCCGCUGGAUCUGUGUGAAGGAUGAGGAACUGAACAAACAGAUGCCCAUCGGAGGAGAUGUGCCCACAGUGCUGCAGCAGCAGACCCACUGCACGGCUCUGAGGGCGGAGCUUAAGGAGCGUGAGCAUUUAGUUCUCAGCACAUUGGAUCAGGCACGCAUGUUUCUGGCCGACCAGCCGAUCGAAGGACCCGAAGAGCCACGCAAGAACCUGCAACCCAAAACCGAGCUGAGCCCAGAGGAGAAGGCCCAGCGGGUGGCUAAAGCGAUCCGUAAGCAGACUGCAGAGGUGGGCGAGCGCUGGGAGAGGCUCAUGGGACACGCGGGCACCUGGCAGGAGCAGGUGGACAGAGCACUAGAUAAACUCCAGGAUCUCCAGAGCUCCAUGGACCAACUGGACCUGCGUCUAGCCCAGGCCGAGGAGCUCAAAGCUGGAUGGCAACCCGUGGGAGACCUUCUCAUAGAUUCCCUACAGAAUCACAUCGAGAAAACAACGGCAUUCCGUGAUGAGAUUGCGCCUCUGAAACAGGAUGUCCGGGCUGUGAAUGAUCUGGCAGGUCAGCUGACCCCACUGGACGUCCAGCUGUCCUCCACCACCAACCGCCAGUUAGACAACCUCAACAUGCGCUGGAAACUACUGCAGGCAGCUGUAGAGGACAGGUCGAAGCUCUUACGGGAAGCACACAGGGAUUUUGGGCCCUCCUCUCAACACUUCUUAUCCACUUCGGUGCAGUUGCCCUGGCAGAGAGCAGUGUCCCAGAAUAAAGUGCCCUACUACAUCAAUUCAUUCAAGGCAGUUCAGUUUACAGCCUUUGUGUUUACUUUUCUAGCGCUUUCUCUUCUGUUUUUUUUAGCUGACCUCAACAACGUGCGGUUCUCCGCGUACAGGACGGCUAUGAAGAUCCGCCGGCUGCAGAAAGCCCUCUGCUUGGAUCUGUUGGAUCUGAGUGUGGCUCAGUCCAUGUUCCAGCAGCACAAGUUGACGGUAAACUCCCAGCAGCUGACGGUUCCUGAGGUCAUCAACUGCCUGACGUCUGUGUAUGACGGACUGGAGCAGGAGCACAAAGACCUGGUCAACGUCCCGCUCUGUGUGGACAUGUGUCUCAACUGGCUGCUCAAUGUCUACGACACGGGUCGCAGUGGGAAAAUUCGAGUUCUGUCCAUGAAGAUUGGUCUUCUCUCUCUUUGUAAGGGUCACCUGGAGGAGAAAUACAAAUGUCUGUUUAAUCAGGUGUCAUCGGCGGGUGAUAUGUGUGAUCAGAGGCAGUUGGGUCUUCUGCUGCAUGAUGCCAUUCAGAUCCCUCGACAGCUGGGCGAAGUGGCGGCCUUCGGCGGGAGCAACAUCGAGCCCAGCGUCCGCAGCUGCUUCCGGCAUGUGACCAAUAAGGUGGAGCUGGAGCCGAGGCAGUUUAUUGAUUGGAUGAGGCUGGAGCCGCAGUCGAUGGUUUGGCUUCCGGUCCUGCACAGAGUGGCGGCAGCAGAAACGGCCAAACACCAGGCCAAGUGCAAUAUCUGUAAAGAGUUCCCCAUCGUGGGCUUCAGAUAUCGCAGUUUGAAGCACUUCAACUAUGACGUUUGCCAGAGUUGCUUCUUCUCUGGUCGCACAGCGAAGGGUCAUAAACUCAACUACCCCGUGGUGGAGUACUGCACACCGACCACCUCAGGAGAAGACAUGCGAGAUUUCACCAAAGUCUUAAAAAACAAGUUCCGCUCAAAGAAGUAUUUCGCGAAGCACCCUCGCCUGGGAUACCUGCCCGUCCAGACGGUCCUAGAGGGAGACAACAUGGAAACUCCGGUCACUCUCAUCAGCAUGUGUCCGGAGCAGUAUGAGCUUUCUCCAUCGCCACAACUCUCUCAUGACGACACACACUCACGGAUAGGGCAGUACGCCAGCAGGUUGGCACAGAUGGAGCGCUCCAAUGGCUCUCUGCCCACCGACAGCAGCUCGGCCACUGGAAGCAUGGACGAGGAACACGCUUUAAUCCUGCAGUACUGUCAGACGUUGGGAGGGGAGGGCUCAUCCUUCAGCCAGCCCCAAACCCCCGCCCACAUCAGCAGGAGCCCCGCCCAUGACACUCACAGCCCCUCCUACCUGCUCCAGAGCCCCGCCCAGAUCAGCAGGAGCCCCGCCCAUGACACUCACAGCCCCUCCUACCUGCUCCAGAGCCCCACCCAGAUCCUGCAGGCUGUGGAGAGGGAGGAGCGAGGAGAGCUGGAGCGAAUCAUAGCGCGACUGGAGGAGGAGCAGCGGACCCUGCAGAGGGAGUAUGAACAGUUGCGCCAGCAGCACGGUCAGCCUGGCACGGGGGCCGCAGCUGUUAGCGGGGCCCUUGAGGAAGCAGACCUGUUAGCUGAAGCUAAACUCCUGCGACAGCACAAGGGACGGCUGGAAGCCCGCAUGCAGAUACUGGAGGACCAUAACAAACAGCUGGAAUCACAGCUCUACCGACUACGCCAGCUGCUGCAUCAGCCUGAGUUAAAUGGCACGUCCUCUUCUGGCUCUCUCCAUCAGGAUACAGCAGGACAGGCCGAGCUCACAGAUGAGCUUCUUCAUCAGUGUGCUAACAGUAACUCUGAUCUGGCUGAGGUUGUGGAACAGAUUAACCACAGUUUUCCUGCAUGCUCUCCGUCAAGUGUGUCCUCAAGGCCGAAGGUGAUGUGAAGGUUUUCAGCAAAACAUCACUUUGGAAAUCUUGCGGACAUGAAGAGCAGUCUCGAACUCGACAUGACAAGAAGAUUCCCGUUCCAGAGAUGCAGAUUCCCGGCUGUUCCCUCGACAGAGAUAUUUGUCCUCGAACCCAAAGACUCUGGAACAGGACCACACAGUUCAUUCAUUGGCUAUUACUACUGCGUCUGUCUGUACUAUGCAACUGUACAUUUGAUCAACAUGUAGAUUGUACGUGGUGAGGUGUAUCUGCCCAUUGUUUUAAUAUUCGGAUGAUUAUUUAGGGUUAUGGGGGCCAUUUAUCGUAUAACCUGUAUGCUUUUAUUUCUGCGUUCACCAAGAAACCACACUGCUACCACAUAUCUCACAUUCAGCUCAUAUCAGUUGCUGUUCAAACUGACACGUUGUCUUUCUACAGACGUGGUUAUUAGUUGAAUCAGAAAACGAUGUGAACAUCAGUGGAUAUGAAGACGAAUCGAUCUCGUAAUGCUAAACUGUUAGCGCAUGUUGCCCCCCCAGCAUUAUUCUCUUCAACUUUAGCCUGUUUUGACAGUGUUUGCCGUGAACUCUCCCUUUAAAGCAUUGUUUCGACAGUUUGUUCCGCGGGUAGCAGCGCAUCUGAACCCUCACUGCAUUUCUAGAGCGCACGCACAGAUGAUGUACAACACAAACAUUCGAACGCGUCGAAAACACCCUUUUGUGCCUAUAAAGCAUCCAUUCCAGGAGAGACGAGUGGCUGAGAGAUGCCGUAUUUCUCAAAAUUAUGUAGAAAGAUUAUAUUAUAAAAAGACAAAUGUAGGAAAUGGGGAUUUUUAGGACGUUUGGCCCAAGAUGAUUUAUCUUUGUGUAGUAUAGUUUUAUAAAUAAAUGUUUAAAAAAAUUUAAUUAGAGAAAGCCAUGAUUGCCUUGCUACCUCAGACAUGAUCAGUCAUUCAUUGGUGUGACUGUCGAUUGAUUUCACUCUCCACUUCCAAAAACAAAACUAAGGAAAGGUCGUUCCAUAAUGUUGCACUUGCUACGCAAGUAAGCUGCCCCGAUGACUACAUUGUGUUUUUCCCUUGAUUUCCCAGCAGUCCUUUGAUUUUUCUACAUGGUGUAUUUGUGGUGUGCUACCUUCAGUGAAGUGUUAGAUUUGAACAUUACUGGAACACCUGCGAAACAUUGUUCUGAAGUUGAUUCCUAGUGAAGUCACUGUCACCGACGCUGUGCUGUUCUGACCCGAGAUAGAUCGAUAAGACCGAACACACUACAUGUAAUGAGGUUCCAUAUGUUUUAUUCAAAAUAAAGUUUUUAUAAUGAGUGUUUUCUUGUGCUUUUUGUCUCAUAUUGUCUUGUUACACUAAGGGGAGAAAGUUAUAAUGGAAUAGUUUUAAGGUUCAUUUUCCAUUGUCGUUCCAAAACAUUUCUUUCUUUCUUUGGAACACAAAAGAAGAUA
Molecule: messenger RNA, 11589 nt
Organism: Sinocyclocheilus rhinocerous
Lineage: Eukaryota; Metazoa; Chordata; Actinopteri; Cypriniformes; Cyprinidae
Gene: utrn
Product: utrophin
Exons: 73
Coding region: 198-10151 (3317 amino acids)
Biological process (GO): synaptic signaling
Cellular component (GO): plasma membrane
Molecular function (GO): zinc ion binding; protein binding
Source: RefSeq, a predicted model, not a curated record